Messenger RNA from Cornus florida, 2771 nucleotides. Its product is annotated as U-box domain-containing protein 35-like. The transcript is spliced from 11 exons. Gene Ontology annotation, biological process: protein phosphorylation. The record is from RefSeq and is a predicted model, not a curated record. The coding region runs from base 188 to 2668 and encodes 826 amino acids. Gene Ontology annotation, molecular function: protein kinase activity; ATP binding. NCBI's taxonomy places the organism in Eukaryota, Viridiplantae, Streptophyta, Magnoliopsida, Cornales, Cornaceae.
AGAGUGUUUGUUAAAAUAUUAGUUUGUUGAUUUGGAGAGAGGGAGAGAGAGAGAGGGAAAAAAAAAACCUCUCUUUUAUGAGAGACAUGUAGAGAGAGAAUAAAAUAGGAGGGAAUUGUAACCUUCUGUAGAAGGGGGGUUGGGUUCAGAGACUGGAAAGCUUCCAUUAGCUUGGAAGUUGAAGCAAAUGGGUGCUGAGGAAAAGAAGAAUCAGAAUCAAAAUCAGAAUCAGAAUCAGAAUCAGACCAUAGCAGUGGCAAUAGACAGGGACAAAGGAAGCCAAGCUGCUUUAAAAUGGACUGUUGAUCAGCUUCUUGGAAAGGGCCAUGCUGUAACAUUACUCCAUGUUAAACAAAGAUCACCCAUCAUCCCCUCUCACACCCCACCAUCAACAGCUGCCAAUGCCAAUGCUAAGGAUUUUGUCUGGAAUAUAUUCUAUUGCCAGCACCUCUUUCUCACAUUAUGCAUUAUGACCGCAUACAUUGUUCCUAAUGACAGUUUCUUGGGCUUUUCUUUCCCCCCUUUUAUGGAUGCAGUGGGGAAUCAAUCUCAUGUUGAUACUCAAUCCAAGGAGUUGUUCCUUCCCUUCCGUUGCUUUUGUACGCGAAAGGAUAUAAAAUGCAAUGAAGUCAUUCUUGAAGACAUGGACAUUACAAGAGCCUUGUGUGAUUAUGUUAGGCUCAACUUAAUUGAGAUUUUGGUAGUUGGUGCCCCGACAAGGACCAGUGUCAUUAGAUUCAAGACAGAUGUUCCAAGCAGCGUUUCAAAAGCAGCACCAGACUUCUGCACUGUGUACAUCAUCUCCAAAGGUAAAAUUUCAUCAGUGCGAAAAGCCUCCUAUCCAGUUCCGAACCCGCCCCAACAUAAUCAAUUGCAGAACAAAACCAACGCCAUUCCAAAUCUGACUGAUGCACAUUCCUUGCAAAACAUCAACUCAAGAGGUCUGCUUCUAUCAGAGAAGAUACCAUUUAGACCUCAAAACUUGACCGAGGAUGACGAGAUCAGGUCACCCUUUGAUAGAUGUAGAGCUUCAAACAGACCAUACGAGGAGUUCACAUUGUGCAAUAGCGACAUAUCAUUUGUGAGCUCUGACAGGCCAAGCACUGAACACACGCAGCAUUCUUUUCUUGACAAUCAGGAGUUAGCUAUGGCCCCUUGGCUUUCAUCCAGCUCAGAAGCAGACAACAGAAGUGCUGGAUCAUCAUUCUCAGGAUCCAGGUUAGCUGAAAUGAAUAUGAUGAGUGGAUUCUCACCAAACUCGCUGGAAAGUUCAAAUUUUUCAUGGUCAUCAGCACAACACAUGGAAGACAUGGAAGCUGAAAUGAAGAGGCUCAAGCAAGAGCUCCAGCAGACAAUAGACAUGUACAGCACAGCCUGCAAAGAAGCACUUGCAGCAAAACAGAAGGCAAUGGAACUUCAACGUUGGAAAGUGGAAGAACAAAAAAGAAUAGAAGAGGCUCGACUAGCUGAGGAAGCAGCAUUGGCAAUUGCAGAGAGAGAAAAGGCCAAGUCUAAAGCAGCCAUGGAGGCAGCUGAAGCAGCUCAGAGGAUUGCCCAACUUGAAUCACAAAAAAGAAUGCAUGCUGAAAUGAAAGCACGCAAAGAAGCGGAGGAGAAGAAGAAGGUACUAGAUGUGCUGGCACAAAGUGAUAUCAGGUACCGGAAAUACACUAUAGAAGAGAUUGAAGCAGCAACCGAGAAUUUUGCAGAUUCUCGCAAAAUUGGGGAAGGAGGUUAUGGACCAGUAUACAAGUGUUAUUUGAAUCAUACACAGGUCGCAAUAAAAGUUCUUCGUCCAGACGCAGCUCAAGGAAGGUCACAGUUUCAGCAAGAGGUUGAAGUCCUAAGCUGCAUAAGGCAUCCCAACAUGGUUCUCCUCCUUGGAGCCUGCCCGGAGUAUGGUUGCCUAGUCUAUGAGUACAUGGCUAAUGGUAGCUUAGAUGAUCGUCUAUUUCGGAGAGGGAACAGUCCAGUUCUUCCAUGGCAAAUAAGAUUUCGGAUUGCCGCAGAGAUUGCUACUAGCCUUCUUUUCCUCCACCAGACUAAACCAGAACCAUUAGUUCACCGUGAUCUCAAACCCGCCAACAUUUUACUUGAUCAUAACUUUGUCAGCAAGAUUAGUGAUGUUGGAUUAGCUAGGCUUGUUCCCCCGUCCGUGGCCGACAACAUAACUCAAUAUCGCAUGACAGCGACAGCUGGAACUUUCUGUUACAUAGACCCAGAGUAUCAGCAAACUGGCAUGCUCGGAACAAAGUCUGACAUUUACUCAUUCGGGAUCCUACUUCUUCAAAUAAUUACAUCCAAACCCCCCAUGGGUUUGACUCAUCAUGUUGAACGGUCAAUCGAGAAGGGGACUUUUGCUGAUAUGCUUGACCCGGCUGUUCCUGACUGGCCAGUGGAAGAGGCCUUGGAUUUUGCCAAGAUAGCUCUUAAAUGUGCAGAGUUAAGGCGGAAAGAUAGACCAGACCUUGGUACCGUCGUAUUACCUGAGCUCGAAAGGUUGAGAGCACUUGCAGAAGAGAGGAUGCCCAACAUCAUGAUGUUUGCUGGUAGCCCAGGAACCUCACCAAGUCAGAGCCAAGUUUCCACAACAUCUCAAGACAUUUUAAGUGACCCUCAGCUUCAACAUUCUGGAUAUGGAAGUUCACCGAGCCGCUCAAGCACAUAAUCAUUACUGACAUACAGAAGAUCAAGUAUGGAUCAGUGCAAGCACAUAAUCAAGUAUAGAUAUUGAUAAGCAUAUACAGUUUUAGAAAAUAAAAAAAGAAAAG